AUGCUCCAAACUAUCGACCUACAAAUCGCACUGUGCACGUCUCAACAAAAUCCCACUUUGCAUACUCAAAGAUCUGACCUUCAGAAUAGCAGUGGUCAGGCGUUACCGCAUCCCCUUGCCUCAUCCGCAUCGUUGAUCGUCUGUGUAGCCUUAAGGUUUCCCUACUGUCGUCUGAAGACGGUGACAAUAUCGGGUCGGGUGGUGACGCUGAAUCUGUUGGAAGACGACGCUUCCGUGAAGAUGCGCAAUUACGAGUUGUCCAGCAAGCGCUCCGCCGACUGCCUCUAUCGUUCCAUCACCGAACUGCACUGCUUCUUCCGUUGCGACAACAUUCGUGACGAUGUGCUCAAUCGCACCAAUCCCAGCAUCAACUUCUCCACCAUCUUCGACCACAACAACACCCGUGAAUACACCUUCGACGUGCGCUACACCAGUCGUGAGGUGCACGACCGCGCAAGACGCAAUCUCUACCACGCAGCCAACGAGGCAUCAGGCUCCUUCGGCAACUCAAUGACAACUGCGGCUACAACGGUGUUUGGGUCGGCAGAGCUGGGGGGGUCGGCGGGAGUAACCAGCCCACUAUCAAUAGGCUCGAUGCAUCAGUUCGAAGACUCCACUCACGUUACCGCCACCUCGCCGACCUCUCUCAAUCGCAUUACGUUGCACACCUCGCACAGUGACUCCAUGGCCAGUAUGGAGGAGGUGAGUGGCCGCAGUGAAUUAGGCAGCAAUGUGGCGAAAAGUGGGGCAACUGUGGCUUGA
Molecule: messenger RNA, 762 nt
Organism: Echinococcus granulosus
Lineage: Eukaryota; Metazoa; Platyhelminthes; Cestoda; Cyclophyllidea; Taeniidae
Product: E3 ubiquitin-protein ligase MYLIP-A
Exons: 3
Coding region: 1-762 (253 amino acids)
Source: RefSeq, a predicted model, not a curated record